AUGUCGACUUCAGGAAAAGAGAAAACUUCUUUCUCUCCGGAGACUCAUCCUCGCAGCCAUUUUCCAGAAUGGAAAUGGAAGGGAACUCUUGCAGUCCUCAUUCUGACAACUCUAAUCAACGGUUAUGAUGUGAGCAAUGUAGCCAAUAUUCAGCCCGCCCUUUACUCGGCCUUUGGCAACAUUAAACUCCUUUCAUGGAUCAGCCUGUCCUUCAGUCUCGCCGUAUUCUCUGUUCUAUCUCUAUCCCGGAAGAUCAUGUACUGCGUCGACAUGAAAUGGAUAUACAUUGCUAAUGUUAUAAUCUUCAUGGCUGGUGCUGCGGUAGCUGGUGCUGCCUCCAAUCUGCCUACCGUCAUUGUGGGACGGAUUGUCAUGGGCGUAGGUGGCGCUGUUGUUUACCAAAGCAAUUUGACAUUUGUUGCCGUCUUCGCAACGCCCGAUGAGACACCUCGUCUGUUCGGUCUUCUGAGCGCAGUAUGGGCCAUUGGUCUCGUCAUUGGAGGCCCUAUCGGUUCUGCUCUCGCUUCGAACAAACACACCACCUGGCGGUGGGCUUUCUACAUGAACCUACCUUGGGUGGGUCUCAGUCUUGCGGCCGCCAUUUUCUGCCUCCCUCGCAAAUAUCUAGGGCCCGAAACUCCCUUAAUCUCCCGAUUAAUGGCAAUAGAUCCCAUUGGCAUUGCUUUCAAUAUGGCGACCCCAGUACUAUUUGCCCUAGCAUUGGAGUUCUCCGGUCCUGUGUGGGACUGGGGCUCCGGUGCGUCUAUUGCUGUCUGGUUGAUUUUCGGAGUGACCUUGAUUGGAUGGAUUAUCCAGCAAUGUUGGUGUAUUGGCACGACCCCGGAGCAGCGCGCUGUUCCUGUUCACUUGCUCACCCGGAUUGACUUGCUUCCGUUAUGGGUCGCGUCUGGCUGUGCAGGCGCAUCAUACGCCAUCACACUCUACUACACACCGCUCUUCUUCGCUUUCGCUCGCGGCCAAAGUUCGAUCCAGCAAACUGUCCGUCUCCUUCCCUUUGUCGUGGUUUUUAUCAUUGUAGUAAUUAUUGUUGGUGGGUUACUCCCAGUCUUUGGUCGCUACAACCUGAUCUACAUCGUUGCGGGCAUUGCAACUGUGGCGGGUGCUGGCGCUAUGGCCGGCACACUGAGUCCCACUGUCUCCGAAUCACAUGUGCUAGGCUUUGAAGCACUCAUUGGUGUUGGUCUUGGCUGUUCGUUCCAGCACGGGGUGGGUGUCUCGAAUGUCAUAAACAAGAAUUCUCACGAUCGCAUCGACAGUGCGGUCAUGUUCAAUAUGGCACAGAUGGGUGGCAUUGCAAUCGCUUUGGCGGUUGCAGGCUCCAUCUUCCAAAAUGUAGGAUACAACCUGCUUGCGGACGCCCUUGGUGAUGAAGGGUAUUCGGAAAAAGACCUGCGUGAAGCGCUUGCAGGGGUAUCCUCAGCAGUAUGGCAGUCUGGCAACCCCGAGGUUCUUUCUCGUGGAGUUGAUGCCGUGGCUACUGUAAUUGGGCGGGAAUUUUACUUAGUGGUGGCUAGUGGUGCCAUCUGUCUCGUCUGUGGGUUGGUGAUGAAGUGGGAGAGAUUGGACUGGGGCAAGAAGAAGAACAGGACAGUGGAUACAUGA
Molecule: messenger RNA, 1623 nt
Organism: Penicillium longicatenatum
Lineage: Eukaryota; Fungi; Ascomycota; Eurotiomycetes; Eurotiales; Aspergillaceae
Product: Major facilitator superfamily domain general substrate transporter
Exons: 3
Coding region: 1-1623 (540 amino acids)
Biological process (GO): transmembrane transport
Molecular function (GO): transmembrane transporter activity
Source: RefSeq, a predicted model, not a curated record